Betta splendens (Siamese fighting fish) is the source of this 2174-nucleotide messenger RNA. Its product is annotated as histone H1-like. Gene Ontology annotation, molecular function: structural constituent of chromatin; DNA binding. Lineage: Eukaryota; Metazoa; Chordata; Actinopteri; Anabantiformes; Osphronemidae. Gene Ontology annotation, biological process: nucleosome assembly. The record is from RefSeq and is a predicted model, not a curated record. The transcript has 2 exons. Gene Ontology annotation, cellular component: nucleosome. Bases 655 to 1305 code for a protein of 216 amino acids.
UACAGUUCAUUAGUGAGCAGCAACACUGUUUUAACACUAUUACUUGUUAUAUUUAUAACUUAUCUCACACACAUCUUCAUUGUUACAUAGAACCUUUGCAGUUCGUUGUUUAACUCCUCGUCCUCCGAUGAAAUCUGACGCACUUCUCCAUGAGUGGCAUCACUGUGUUUGCUGCCACCACAAAAGCUUCACUUUGUUUCAGCACGACCAUCGGCUGGUGCCGGUUGUUCUUCCAGUCCCUGAACCAACAUGUGGAGCACAAGCAAAGCCGGUUCUAGUGGGAGUUUGACCCGUUUUGAGUGAUUUUAAGACAGAAAUGAUCCAAGUAGCGCCUCUCAGGCGGCGGAGUAGGUGAAGUCUGGAGGCUCCACAGACGCAACGCAGCGGCCGAGAGAGCUGCACGUGAGCUGGAUGUGAGGACGAGCGUUCCCGCUGCCGGUUCCGUUCAUCGCCCGCCUCCAGUGGGUCUCUUUCGGCGAAUUUGUUCGGUUUUAUCGGUGCGGAGAAAACACAAGUGUCCCGUUGUCACCGCGCCCAGAGGAGCCCAGACCGAUUGAGUCUCCACGGUUCUCAUGUUGUGUUUAAGGGCCGCCUCCUGCGCGGGAUUGUCCACACUCUGACUCUUGUAGUGAGAAGAACGCUGUUAAACUCAAAAUGGCAGAAGAAGCUCCAGCUGCAGCACCGGCCGCUGCUCCGGCCAAAGCCGCUAAGAAGAAGGUCUCCAAGCCCAAGAGGAGCGGCCCCAGCGUGGGCGAGCUCAUCGUGAAAGCCGUGACUAACUGCAAGGAGCGGCACGGCAUGUCCACCGCCGCCCUAAAGAAGGCGCUGGCUGCCGGCGGCUACGACGUGGAGAAGAACAAGGCUCGGGUCAGGAUCGCCAUCAAGAACCUGGUGAGCAAGGAAGUCCUGACUCAGACCAAGGGAGUCGGCGCGUCGGGCUCCUUCAAGCUCAACAAGAAGACCGACAGCAAGCCCAAGAAGCCGGCGGCCAAGAAGCCCGCUCCCAAAGCCAAGAAGCCCGCAGCCAAGAAGCCCGCAGCCGCCAAAAAGCCCAAAGCGGCGGCGGCAAAGAAGCCGGCGGCCGCUAAGAAGUCCCCGAAGAAAGUAAAGAAGCCCGCAGCGGCCAAGAAGGCGGCCAAGAGCCCCAAGAAGGCGGCAGCAAAGAGCCCGAAGAAGGUGGUGAAGAAGGCGCCUGCCGCCAAGAAGGCUCCCGCCGCUAAGAAGGCUCCGGCCAAGAAGGCGGCGAAGCCCAAAGCCAAGAAGACGGCGGCCAAGAAGAAUUUCCCGUUCAUCGCUGUUCUUUAAAACCUACAUCCAGGCCUUUGAGCCUGAAGCAAAGCUGCUGCUCUGUAACAGUCAGUUACAGGCUGUUGCUGAGUGAAUCAUGGCCGCUGCUCAGCUGUAACAGCUCCAUGAGCUCCGACUGGGACUGAGUUCCCACGCUCAUCAGCCAGCGGGUGUCUCUGCUUUUCCUUAGGAGCUUCUUGUGCUGAACAUUUCUCAUGACUUCUGUCUGUGAAGUAGCUCCAUGGAGUCUAGUGCUCUGUACUUUUAAAAAACAGUUCUCUUUUGGUGACUUCCAGAGUUUUCAGGGAAUCAUCACUAUGUCACAUGUUUUAACAGGGUGUGUUGUAAUUUAAACAAGUUCAUGGUUUUACUGUAUUGUUUUACACAUUUCAAUCAUUACAUGACGCUACAAUAGCUACUUGCUGGGGGACAGAGGGUUCCCUAUAUAAUGACACCCUACCCUGAACCUGGACCACAGACACGGUUCAACCGGGCCACAGCAGAACACGGGCCACGGUCAGUCCAGAGAGGGCAUGUGACAAUAAAGUGGAUUGUGUUGUCCUUCACCACCCUUCUUGUCCUGAUGAAGAUGAGGAUCCAGUAGUGAACCAAGUAGACCACAGAGAUUGAAGACACAUGAUUUGUGAGAAUCACUUUUAUUAAGGUUUCUGCACCGAAGCACUCAUCAUUUCAUCAUGUCCUGAAACAUGUGUAGCCUUUUUAAUGGCCAGUCUCUUCUUACACUUACAUACAUACUGUGUUUUCUGGAGGGUCCAAUAAUAUAAUCCGUCCAUUAGUGACUGCAAGACAAUGCAACCCAGAAGAUGAAUGUGAAAUAAAGUCAGAGUACUACAACAUUUCAGAAGCCUGUGGAGUUAAAUAAAACA